Messenger RNA from Ceratina calcarata, 270 nucleotides. RefSeq names its product putative alpha-glucosidase. The record is from RefSeq and is a predicted model, not a curated record. Lineage: Eukaryota; Metazoa; Arthropoda; Insecta; Hymenoptera; Apidae. The annotation marks the transcript as partial. Gene Ontology annotation, biological process: carbohydrate metabolic process. The transcript has a single exon.
ACGAUCAUCGCCUGUUUGCUAUAUUUCGGUGCAGUCGCGAACGCGAACUGGUACGAUAACGCCGUCGUGUACCAGGUCUACCCGAGAAGCUUCAAGGACAGUAAUGGGGACGGUAUCGGUGACUUGAACGGUAUCACUAGUAAGUUGGAGCAUAUAGCUGACAUCGGCGCGCAAGUAGUAUGGCUGUCGCCGAUCUACACGAGUCCACAGGUCGAUUUUGGCUACGACAUCGCAAAUUUCACGGACGUCGAUCCGAGUUACGGUACCCUG